CGGGGAUGGAAGAAAAAAAAAAAAGACAAUUGUGGAAAAAAGGGGGGUGCCCUUUACAUAAAAAUAACCUUUUUAUAAUAAUGAAUGAAAAUAUAUCUUCGGAGGCUUGCAUUGAACCAGUAUUGCUGCAGCGCAAUUUCCCUGCUUCUCCUAAACUCAAGUCACUCUCCUAACCGUGUGAAACUGGUUGUCAACGUCCUCUGCUGUGGUACCUCCCUGGAUACUCCUUGGACCUUAUUGUAAAGAAAGAAAUAUUCUUUUUAUAUAGACAAGAAAGGCAUCUAAUGCAUUUCCCUGCAUAUUCAUACGCUCUGGGUCUGGUGGACUUAAUUCAGUCGCUAUCUUGUAAUGGCAGUGUCAGACCCUGGCAGGACAACGGGUUUUCCUUGCAAACAGUGUGGGAUGGUAUGUCCCAGUAUGCCCAGUCUACUCGAGCACAUGGAUGCUCACCUUCAACAAGAGGAGGAACGCAAAUUUAAGUGUGACGAAUGUGGACGUGGUUAUAGGCAUGCUGGUAGUCUAGCUAACCACAAAAAAACUCACGAAGUGGGUUCUUUUCAGUGUAACAUAUGUGGUAAAGAAAACUCCAACGCUUUGGCCCUGAAGAGUCAUCUCCGGUGCCACACUUCACAGAAGAAGUACUCCUGUGAAGAAUGUGGGAAAGCUUUUCGUCUGGCAUCACAGCUGGCUACACAUGAGAGGGUUCAUCUUGCUAGGCGAGCAAAGGAGCAGUCAUACAGGAAGGUAGACAUGGAAUAUUCCACAAAUGAAAAUAGACAUGAAAUUGAAAAUAAUCACCCACAUCAUCUCAGUGAGGAGUCAGCCAGUGUCGGGAUUUCUACAGAAACCAGCCCUGUUGAGUACAAGACAGAGGUUGUUUAUAAUGCACAAGCUGAGACCUCUGACGAUGCAGCAAAUCGACCUUUCAGAUGUGAUUUGUGUGACAAAUCAUACAUACACCAUCGAAGCCUGACCAAUCAUAAAAAGACUCAUCAGGUGGGAAUGUUUGAGUGCACGGUCUGUUUCAAACUGUUCAAUAACAUGGCUGCUCUCUACAGCCACCAGAGAACUCACAAGGCCAGAAGCGGGACAGACCCCGGCUCAAUGGGUGGAUCAUACACAGGCACACCACUGGGCCAGUUUUCACCUCAGAACCAGGAUGCUCCAGUAAAUUUCUGCCAUUUGUGUCAGGUACUAUUUACCAGUGAUGAGGAGUUCCAGGAACACAUCCAAAUACAUAACUCUUCAUCUGUGUCGUUUGGGCUUCAAGAUACCUUGUCAGAGAACCACAAUAUAUCAUAUGAGAACAGCAUUGCUUCGCCUGAGUCUAAUUUUUAUGCAUCUCCCAUAAAUAAUGUUCCUUCAGUAUCAUCAAUAGAUAACCACGGAGGUUUUGAUCAGUCACAGGAGCAGAUUAGAAGUAAUGGUCAUGUGUACUCAGACUGCUCCAAUAAUCAAACCCCAUCUUCCAGUAGCACUCAGGGAGAACCCCCAAUCCUAGACCCAAGCAUUCUCGAUCCUGUCCUGACACACACACAGAACACUGACAAUGCAACUGAAUUGGAAGAGACUUCGACUGUAGAUUCUGUUGAGCGUCCCUUCAAGUGUCAGGUCUGUGGUAAAAGCUACCGGCACUCCGGGAGCCUCAUCAACCACAAAAGGUCACAUCAGGUUGGGAUUUACCAGUGUUCCAUAUGCAGAAAGAAUUAUCCUCACCUGGCCGCCCUCAAAAGUCAUCUUCGUCUCCACAAAGCUCAGCCGUCUUCAUCUUUUAGCCUCAACGCUGAGGGAGACUGGCUCUCCUCAGAGCCUCUGACUCUGGAUAACCAGCAGGGCUGCUUCUCCUCACAAGAGGAGGACGACGGCGCUCAGCCUGUGCUCGGUAUCGAUCAUAAGAAUGGAAUUGACCACAGCAGCGGAGCAUUGUACCAUGAGCAGUUUAAUCAGGACUUUUCCCAGGAUAUGGCAAUGCAUCUACCUCACAAUGAACACCUGAUGCAGAGGCACAUGUGUGCAGACUGUGGUGAGACAUUUGCAGAUAUAGCAGGGAUUAAGUCUCACAGUUGUCCACUGCUACAGCAGCAACACGAGACUACUAGCAGUGACUAUGAGAGUAAUAUAAACUUCCAGGACAGUAACGGUCACUAUUCCAUUGGAAAUCCAGGGAGUAAUGUAGAGUUCCAUGGUCUGAAUGGUAGCCAUGACCAAAGUUACUUUGAACAGAAUUUUCAUGAAAACGUGAGCAGUCAUCAGCUGAAUGGUGGCGGAGAAGGUGAUAACGCUGAAGAGGAGGAUGAUGAUGGAGAUCUUUAUCAGUGCUCUAUAUGUGGAAACAGCUACACCAGCAUGAGGGCUCUCAGGAGCCAUCUCAGAGGGCACACACAGUCCCACGGUACUCCUGCAAGCUCAGGGCCUUCAUCCAUGUCCUCCCACGAAGAAGUGAAAGACGAGGAGCUUGGAGAGAUGAUGAUCUGUAGUACAUGUGGUGAAAGUUUUGCCAAUAGGCAGGACUUGAUUUCCCACCAGCUUCUACACAACAGUGACCAGGUAGAUAAUGUUAAUCAUUUACAAAUGGACAACAGCGACGUGUCUGGAUGCAAGGAGGAAGCACAGAGUAUCAUCUGUGGCAGCUGUGGCAUUUUCUGCACCAACUACCAUCAUCUUGAGAACCAUGGCUGCACAGCUGAGAGGAAAGAUGAGUCAACGCAUGCUAAAGAGGAAACGAAAGUAAACAAAGUUGCCCAACAUGAAGACACAAGUCACUUUAAAGAAACAGGUGAUACUGAAGCUCGUCAGUACAAAUGUGAUCAGUGUGGGCGCUCAUAUAAACACGCUGGUUCCCUCCUUAACCACAAAAAGUCCCACAAAACAGGUGUGUUCAGAUGUCUCGUCUGCCAGAAACGCUUCUACAACUUGUUGGCCUUAAAAAACCAUCAAAGAUCCCACUUUGAUAUUAAGAGGCAUACUUGCCAUGAGUGUGGGAAAGCCUUCAAAAUUCAGAAGCAGCUAUUGAACCACCUGAGAAGGCACAAAGAGAACCAAGCCAAAAUCCAGGAGCUCAACAACCAGAUCCAGGCCCUCAUGCAGAUGAAUGGGACCAGGUCCGGUGGAGGAAUGCAGUCCUUGACUUCAAAUUCCAAUCAGGCUUUUACCUCUGCUCGACGCAGCAAGCAACUGGCUGAUGGGAAAAAGGCUCAAACGAAGUGUGACACUCCAAUCAAAUCAGAAGACACGGGCGAUGAGCGGCCUUUCGCCUGUGAUCAGUGCGGGCGUACGUAUCGCCAUGCUGGAAGUCUGGUCAACCACAGAAACUCCCAUAAAACAGGUGAAUAUUACUGUUCCGUUUGCAACAACACUUACUCCAAUCAGCUUGCAAUGAAAAACCACUUGCGCACCCACUUUGCAUAUAAAAAGCAUUCUUGCCAAAACUGUGGUAAAGGCUUUAGAGGAAAGAAGCAGCUAUUAGCUCACGUCUGUGCAGACCUCAGAAAGGAUGGGGCCGGAGGCAGGAGGGGCCUAAAAUCUAGAUCCCUUAAGUGUAAGGAAUGUAAACAGGUCUUUCUCUCUGUUGACCAACUGGCAGCCCACACCUGUGAUAGACCUUCAGGCAGCACUGAUGCACAAACAGAUACUCAGAACAAAGAGGAGCGCCCUUUCACGUGCAACAUAUGUAAUCGCAGCUACCGCCACGCAGGCUCGCUCUUGAACCACAAAAAUACCCACAAAACAGGACACUUCAGUUGCACCUUCUGCUCUAAGCCCUUCACUAACCCCAUGGCUCUACGCAACCAUACGCGCAUCCAUACGCAGAAGAAAAAGUAUGUGUGUCUCACAUGUGGGAAGGCCUUCCGCCUUGCCAGUAUCCUGCACAACCACCAGAGGGUCCACAGCCGGAUGGCGAGUCACUUCAGCUGUCCUGCGUGUGGAAAGAACUUCCAGGGCAGGUCUGGUCUGAAGAGGCACCGCUGCCGCAGAGGUCAGGAGAGCUCAGUGAGAGCUGGAGUCCAGCAGUCAGAGAAGGGAGACAAGUGCUUCAUGUGUGACCUGUGUGGACGCUCCUACCGCCACGCCGGCUCCCUCCUCAACCACAAAAAGACACAUUCCGAAAACCUCCACCAUUGUACCUUGUGUCUCCAGACCUUUCCCGAUCCUGUCACUCUGCAGAUACACUCCCAGAUGAGGCGUCACUGCUGCCCCGAGUGCGGCAAGACCUUCUGCCUGGUCACGCACCUACAGAGCCACAUGGAGGUGCACUCGAAGGAACGGGCUGUGGUCUGCAGCCUCUGCCAGCAGAGCUUUCCCACCACAGACAGUUACCAGCAGCACCACGACAUGCACCAUAGGGGUCAGGGCCCCUAUCAACAAGCUGUGGAUGAACCCGUAGAUAACAACAUCUGCUGGGACUCAGGAAUAAAUCAGACCAUGGACGAGAUGAACAAGCAGGUUCCACCACCUCUGUCCCAUAUUCCAGGAAGUAUCACUGAUACGCAGAAGGGCAACGACACUGCUGGUAUGGAGGAGAAAAGCCAUGUCUGCGAGCACUGUGGCCGCACUUACCGCCACGCCGGCUCCCUCCUCAACCACAAGAACAGCCACAAGACAGGCUCCUUCUUCUGCUCCAUUUGCCAGAAAGAGUUCACCAACCUGAUGGCUCUCAAGAACCACCGGCGCAUUCACACAGAGCCCAAGCGCUACCAGUGCCUGGAGUGUGGAAAGGCGUUCCGCGUGUCCACUCAGCUCAUAUGUCACCGAAGGAUCCACACCAAAGAGAAGCCCUUCGCCUGCCUGCUGUGCGACAAGAGCUUUUCCAGCAAGUCCAACCUGCGGCACCAUCAGAAGAUGCACCAGAACGCACAGACCUACGACUCCUCUUUUAGCAUGGAUGCUGACACGUUCAUGGACCUGGACAUGGGGUCUUUCCUUUGAAGUAGUACUCCAGAGCAUACAAGAGAAGAGGACAUGUGAUCCUCUUAUUUAUCUGUUAUUUAUCUCUCUAUCAGUAAUUGUAAAACAGUAUUUUUUUCAGAAAGUGCUCCUUGGUCCUGACAGAAGCUCCUUUUGAAGAUGCAUAUUUCAUCACUGACUUCCAGUCUUACCUCCACAACAACAGAUAGCAGCGUCACUGAAAAGUCUCCGGAGAGUUUAUCGGUCAGCUUUUAAUAAGGCCUGAAUGUUUUCCAUGAAUACACAGUAUCCCAGAAUACAGGGCGGGUGAUGAAAACAUUAGCCGCCGCUCAUUCCUCAAUGACCAACCAACCAACCAAAGUGAACAGAAAAGUGCAGCCCACAUCCUUGUAAGAACAUUAACACUGACAACAUGUUUUUGUAAGACUACUGUUCUAACGGUGAUCUCUCCUCUCUUGCUAUGUAUAAUUGUGUUCAGUGCCUCUGUAAGUUCCUUAGGAAACAAACUAUAUUUAUCUUUGAAUCCUUUUGUUAGCUUUGCCGUCAAUCUCGAAGGACUGCUCACUUUCCUUUGGGACUUCACAUAGGGCAAGCCUGUUAUUAUUAAGUCAAAUACCUCUGGGUGUGUCCAAAGGUCAGUGGCAAAGUGAUUUACUGAAAUCAUAUUAUCAAGUAAAUAGUUGUACUGCUAAUAAUAUUCGCGUUGAGUGACAUUGUAUGCUAAAAUGGUUGUAUUUAUUAAUUUAUUCCUGUUAUUUUAUGUCCAUAUUUUAUUAGAAAAAAAAAACUUUUUAUGAAUGUUGUAAAAAAACAAAAACUGUCUUCUAAAACUCAUGUAGCCUUUAAGGAACUUCAUCAGUCAGUUUGUAACUCAUCAGGCAGGAACGACUGAGCCAAGGAUGGUGUGUUAUCGGCUGCACUCAGGGUAAACCUUCAAAAGGAACAUACCUGAUGUGUAAAACAUUGUACAGUCUCUGAACCGAACAUAGCAUUUGUGGGGGGGGGGUUUUUUCACUUGUGCCAUUUCAAGAUGUUUAUAUUUUAGCUCAUGUAACAGUUGUCAAAGUCACUUAGCAUUUAGCUGCAGCUGCACGCUCAGUGCAGGCUGUAAUCCACCUUGAACAUUUCAAGAAGCAUCAGUUAUGUUGAAGUGCCAGUGCCUAAAAUGUAAACCGAUUGUAGCAGUUUCAUGUAAACAAACCUCCUUUCACUGUACUUGUUAUACUGUAAAACACAAUGUUGAUUUUUUUUUUUUUUUUUUUUUAGUCCACUACAUUUGAUUUUUUUUAAUUUUUUCUCUGAUAAUUUAUAAAUCUUUUCAGGCACAAAGAUUUCAAAUGUCUUAAAGCAGUAAAUGAUAAAAGUGUUGCAACAGUGAGGUGGAAGAGGUUCCUUUUUGCCUCUAAUGAUUUUUUUCUCCCCACACAAAUGCUGUAUAUUAAUCAAACACAAUGACUUUACAUAUGUACUUUCAAACAAACAAAUACGUGGCCAAAAUGCCUCAUUUCUCCUAAGCACAAGUAUUACUGCAAACAUACCAGAGCUGUAUGGAUUUAGAACAACAAACCAGUCUCAUCUUCACUGUCCAAGCUGAUGAACCACUUACGUUCUGUGAAAAAUGCGCAGUUGUAGAUUUUUUUUCCUUUUUUCUUUGUCUAACGUGAAUGUUGUUCCUUAAGUGAUUUUUUUUUUAACACAAAUCUAAGUGAACACAUGGCCUUUGUUUUUUUUUCUAAUGAUCUAAAAUUAGAUUUUCUUUAUGCCAUAUACAUUUCAUGUAUGAGUAUGUUUGGCACCAGUCAGAAGUAUGAAAUACCUCAUGGAAAGCCCUGCCUACCUAGCAACUGCUACUUAAUGCCUCAUGCAGCUUAAUUGUAGGGAAUACACUGUAAUCAUACAAACUCAGAUAGUUAUCAGUUGUAAGACAUGACAGGAAUGGAUGAAGCAUUGAUUUUAAGGUUUUGCUUUGUAGUUUGCAGAAUCUAUUUUCACCAUAACAUGGUUUUUUCUCUGCAGUUUGUUGUUUUCAGAGUUCUAUUUGCACACGUGUAGUUGAAACACUCGUAGCCUAAGGGGGACAGGAGGUCUAUGAUAAUGCAGCCAAGACGCUGUCGUUUCGUUGGGCUGUCGACGGGCAGCCCGUCGGCUGCUCGAUAGUUCACCUCAGCUCAUUUUUUUUGCGGGUCGUAAUAUUAAAGCAAUAUGCUGAAAGUAUUGUUUCAGUGCACGAACUGAGUACAUCUCAUUUGUCUUCAUCAGGUUCAGGACACUGACACUAGCCUUGAAAAACCAUGACAACUUGCCAUCUGCCAUUUUGUUGCAUUAUUUAAAAGCUUAAGUGUAUUAAUUGUAAGGAUUUAGAUGAUUACUGUAACAUAUUUUCGUACACCAUGGUAACCUAUGUGUAAAUGACACGCACAUUUGAGUUAAAACCUUAAACUGAGUUUAUUUUUGUAUAAUGUUCACGCUCUUAUUCCUUGUGGCACUUAACACGUUCACUCCUCUGUCAUUGAUCACAGUCACAGCCUGGUAUUUGUGGUGUGCGUUAAUCUCAGAGCUCUCUCUGUAAAUACUCGAACGAAAAUAUAACGGUUGGAUCUCUGUACAUUUACGGCAAGAUUUUGUUUGGCAAGAGAAAACUGCUAGAUUAGCUAUUGUGUAAUAAAAAGCAUAUACCACACGUUCUGAUUUAUUGGAUUUUCAGUGCUCAAAAAUGUCUGCUCAGUAUUUAAUGCAUAUUUAUAUAACUAUUUUGUCACUCUGAAGCGUAGAUUUUUACUUCUUUGUUAGAACUUAGUUUAGAAUAUAAGCAAAUUAUUGAUAAAACUAGUUGAAAUUAAUUAAAAGACUUGGAAAAUACGUGUUUGUCUCUUGUCCAUAUUCUUCCAACUGAUGGUCAUCAACAACUUGGAUUAUUAAUGAAAGUUGUCAGU
Messenger RNA from Toxotes jaculatrix (banded archerfish), 7838 nucleotides. It is a transcript of the gene znf646, whose product is annotated as zinc finger protein 646. The record is from RefSeq and is a predicted model, not a curated record. Gene Ontology annotation, cellular component: nucleus. Lineage: Eukaryota; Metazoa; Chordata; Actinopteri; Toxotidae. The coding region runs from base 349 to 4926 and encodes 1525 amino acids. The transcript is spliced from 4 exons. Gene Ontology annotation, biological process: regulation of transcription by RNA polymerase II. Gene Ontology annotation, molecular function: RNA polymerase II transcription regulatory region sequence-specific DNA binding; DNA-binding transcription factor activity, RNA polymerase II-specific.